AUGCCUGGGUGUCCUACCAUUGAACUUGGUUCUGACACAAACUCCCCAGAGUUACUGCAGACCCCAGAGGUCCCAGGAGACUACAGCAAACGAGUGUAUCAAGGUGUGAGAGUGAAGCACACAGUCAAAGAUCUGCUGGCAGAAAAGCGAUCCCGGCAGACAACUAGCUCAAGAUUUAACGGCAGCGCCAGUUCCUCCCCGUCUCCGUUUGUCCAGAUGCCAGGUUCACCGGUCAUGUCAGGCUACUAUGGUGUCAGAAGAGCUUUCCUGUCUGACUCCGAUUUCCACAACACCAAACAAUUUGCAAACGACGUCUGCAGCUCCAGCGUGGGGAAGCCCUUUCCCUGCGAGCCGCCCGCCAGCCAGAGCCACCCCGCCCUCCUGGAUUCCUACUUCCCCGAGCCCUUCGGGGACCACCGGCCGCCUGCCCUGCCCCCCAGCACCGGCCCCCUGUUCGGAGCGUCGCCGCUGCCGCCGCUCUUGCCGCCGCCCUUCCCCGGCGACCCCACGCACUGCGUGCUGAGAGACUCGUGGGAGCAGACAGUGCCGGAUGGCCUCAGCCUGCUGGACCCUGUGCCCACUGAUGCCCUGCAGACCUUGCCACCCAGCACGAGUUGCCUCUCCCAGCUGGAGUCAGGGAGCACCACCCAGCACAGGAGCUCAAGCUGGGGACCCCCCUUGGCUGGGGCUCAGUCAUAUUCUUUGCAUGCAUUGGAAGAUCUGUACCACACACCAGGGUAUCCUACCCCACCCCCAUAUCCCUUCACCCCUUUCACGACAGUGUCCAAUGACCUACCACCCAAGGUGGUGCCCCUUUCCCCAGAUGAGGGGGCUGAUGCCUCUGCUCUUCAGGACCCUUCUUCAUGGACCAGAGAGGAAGGGAGCAUGGUGUGGGGGUCAUACGAAUGCCGCAGAGCUUACUGA
Molecule: messenger RNA, 924 nt
Organism: Molossus molossus (Pallas's mastiff bat)
Lineage: Eukaryota; Metazoa; Chordata; Mammalia; Chiroptera; Molossidae
Gene: POU2AF2
Product: chromosome unknown C11orf53 homolog
Exons: 5
Coding region: 1-924 (307 amino acids)
Molecular function (GO): DNA binding; POU domain binding
Source: RefSeq, a predicted model, not a curated record